CAGUGGGGUUGCUGGUGGGACUCCUUCCAGGCGCCGUCCAUCAGCAUCUCCCCUGGACUCUAGCACACCUCACCAGAAGAGGAGCUCCAUUUGAAUUACACGAGGCAGCCAACAUUCAAAUACUCGGCGCCUCUCCCCGAUCAAGUGAACGUCUCAACCCACUGGUAUCGCAACCGAUUACAGACCAUCGAAGUUCUCGUCGCCACCAAAGACCAUCUCAUCAUGGACAUGUUCAAGGGUUUCCAGAAGAACCUAGGUUCUUGGGGUGGGCAAAUCGCCCCCAUCGCGUCGCGCACUGUUCAAUUCACCAAGGAGCAGCUGGGUCAGGCCGAGGAUAAGACUCAAUUGCCUGCCGAGUACAUCGAGCUCGAGAAGCGUGUCGAUGCGAUCAAGGCUGUUCAUCAGAAGAUGCUCGCUGUGACCUCCCAAUACUCGCAUGAGCCCUACGAUUACCCUCCCAACAUCAAGGAGACCUUCCAGGAUCUCGGCCGCACCGUCAGCGAAAAGGUUCAGCUUCUGUCGUCGGCAACCUCGACCGCUGAGGCGCAGGCUGCCCUCACUGCUCCUCCCAGCGCCAAGCCGCAGCCCAAGACAUUCAACCAUGCUAUCGCCCGUGCCAGUUUGGCGAGUAGCCAGCUUCUGCACCAACAGCAUACCGGUGCUGGAGAGGACCCUUUGGCCACGGCUCUUGAGAAGUAUGCCCUCGCCAUGGAGAGCGUUGGCGAGGCUCGUCUAGCCCAGGACGCGCAGAUCCAGAGUCGCUUCCUCGCUGGAUGGAACACCACGCUUAACACCAACCUUAAGUUUGCCACGCGCGCCCGUCAGAACGUCGAGAAGGCCCGUCUUAACCUUGAUGCCGUCAAGGCGCGCGUCAAGGGUACUACCUGGAGGUUGCCUGGAACCGCCGCCUCCGCCCACGACGAGCAUGAGCUCAGCCCUGAGGCGCAAGAGGAGAUUGAGAAGGCGGAGGACGAGUUCGUCACCCAGACCGAGGAAGCUGUGGCUGUUAUGAAGAACGUGCUCGAUACCCCUGAACCGCUACGCAAUCUUGCCGAGCUCAUUGCUGCCCAGAUGGAAUUUCACAAGCGGGCUCACGAGAUUCUGAGCGAGCUUGCGCCCGUCAUUGACGGACUACAGGUCGAACAGGAGGCGAGCUACCGCAAGAGCCGCGAGAAUGCUUAAACACUUCAGAUCUUGGGAAGAAGGAGAGAAGUUCAUCAGGUAGUAUACGCGUCGACGGAAGUGACACGUGGGAUUCCCUACGAGCUAUGAACUCGGAUACCCUAGGUACAAGGCACCAUGGGUGAUAAUGGCAUGUUUGGGCGCUUCGGUACACUAAUCAUACCAUGUCCAUAGACUUGGCCAUUGGUGACGGACCAGACCCUGUCGAUUUGUUUCUUUCACUAUACCAGAUAUGUUAUCAAAUCAAAUGCUCGCUGAACUAUCUGCUUGACUCCUAUCAUCAUUAUAGCUUGCCACCUUUUGCGAUUGAAGAAGUCGAAUGCGUCGAGGGCAGCACCUCUGGUCUUUAUGUCCUAAAUCAACCAGAAUCCUUUCAUUACCUUUACAGAC
Molecule: messenger RNA, 1572 nt
Organism: Neurospora crassa OR74A
Lineage: Eukaryota; Fungi; Ascomycota; Sordariomycetes; Sordariales; Sordariaceae
Product: BAR domain-containing protein
Exons: 6
Coding region: 223-1182 (319 amino acids)
Cellular component (GO): cytoplasm
Molecular function (GO): protein binding
Source: RefSeq, a predicted model, not a curated record